This is a messenger RNA of Cryptomeria japonica (Japanese cedar), 2170 nucleotides long. RefSeq lists its product as uncharacterized. Bases 312 to 752 code for a protein of 146 amino acids. The record is from RefSeq and is a predicted model, not a curated record. The transcript is spliced from 2 exons. Lineage: Eukaryota; Viridiplantae; Streptophyta; Pinopsida; Cupressales; Cupressaceae.
UCCUUGCUUACAGACCCCAGUUGGUCGGGCCCUGAGGGGAAGGCCUUUCUGUUGUCCUUGACUCGCAAACCUCUGUUAGGCGGGCCUAAUGUGCUCCAAACCUUGAAAGGCCAUCCUGUUGUUGAAGGGGGGUAGUUUUGUUGUCUUUGUCGCCUAGGCUGCUUCUUGGAAUACAGAGAUUGAUUAGAAGAAAUAAAUCUCUUCUGAUGGGUUGCAAUAGGAAUACAGUUUGAUCCUGUUGCAACCUUUUUUGCCCAGAUGUCUAGGUUCUGGUACUCUCCAAUGGCAUUUUGCCAAGGAAACCUGUGACAAUGGGUGACCGGGGUCUGAGACCGCGGUCGAUUUCGAUACCCCAAUCUUUGGUGCUGCUGGAGGGGAAUGAGUCCACGAGUGGACCAACCCUGAUUUCUCAGAGGUCCUAUUCCACGAGAAGUACCCUAGUUUCUCAGAGGUCGAAGCCCGCGGGGGGUCUAGCCCUAGUUUCUCAAAGGUCCAUCGUCGCCCAUUUUGUCCAGCCCUGGUUUUUCAGAGGUCCAGCGUCACCCAUUUUGUCGAUUUCGAUACCCCGAUCUUUGGUGCUACUGGAGGGGAAUGAGUCCACGAGUGGACCAACCCUGAUUUCUCAGAGGUCCUAUUCCGCGAGAAGUACCCUAGUUUCUCAGAGGUCGAAGCCCGCGAGUGGACCAGCCCUGGUUUCUCAAAGGUCCAGCGUCACCCAUUUUGUCCAGCGUACAUUCUUAUUCAGGCAAUGAAAUAGUUAAUAUUUACGGAUCAGGGAGCAGCUUGUGGAUGGGAAAUGAAUUCCUGGUGGUGUAGAAAAGGCGAAAACAUGAGGACAAUUCCCUUGUAAUCACUUGUCACAGAUACACAUCACUAUUCCUCAUGAACAGUACAGUCCCCAUGUACCAUUGGUGUUGAUGGCAUUUCAUGAAGAGCUGUUAACUUCAUUAUUCUUCUUGUAGAAAAUUUUGAUGGAAUAAUAUCAGAAGUAAUUCAUCAUAUUUGUUUCCUUGAGUUGUUAUUUAAACGGUCUUUGCUGACACUGACACAAUAUCAAUGACGUUGUGAAAGCUUGGUGUUAGGCAUUACAGUAAGGCAUUGGGUGUUGGCCUCAAGUGGGAAUUGUAGGGAAAUUAAGUAACCCUACAUUAAUUUUGAGUCUAAUUUAUGAUAAAAUUGUGAAUGAGUAAUCAAACCCAAACUAAGAGCUGAGGUUAUAAAGACAAAUUAUUCAAUGAAGAGAGAGAAGAUGUGCUUAACUAUUUCUAAGUGUGACUGUCGAUUUUGUCAUUAGAUUGGCUGAUAUGUUGUGACUAGUGCGACAGGAUUUGAUGGAUGUCUAUACUCUGUUCUAAAGCUCCCUUUUCGGCACAGGAUGAGAGCACAGUGACAAAAGUUAAAGACCCAGACUUCACACCUGCCAAUUACAUUUGCUUACAAGAUUCUAAGGCAUUUCCAAAGAAUCCAUUUUGUACAUAUCCUGAAAUCAUCACAUUCCAUUUGGUGGAUUAUGGUUUUAUGGAUAUCCAUACUAGGUUCUAAAGCAUCCACUUUUGCAUUCGCUUAGAAAUUACUAAGGCCUUUUCAACACAGCCUUUUUGUGCGUAUCCUGUAAUCAUUGCAUUCGAUGAGAUAGUAUCUCUUUCAGGCAUUUUGUCAAACAGUACACGUACGUUGUGUAUGCAUCCACAUUUCACAUGCAUGUCUAUCAGGGCAUUUAUGACUAGUACAUCUGACUGAAAUUCACAUUCAAUUAUGCUCUGAUGGAUAGUCAUACCCUCUUUUAAUAUGCCCAUUUUGGCACAGCAUGCUAGCAAAGAUGGCAGAGUCUGGCUUUGCAGCUCAUGAGAUCACAUUUUUCUGAGGCAUUUUGUCAAACGAUUCACGUACCUUAUCCAUACUUCCACAUAUUGCAUGCGUAUCUACCAGGGCAUUUACAAUCAUAACAUCUGACAUAAAACCUUUUCCAUUAUGCUUUCAUGGUUGUCCCUACGCUUUUCCAGAAUACUGGCAAAGGUGAACUGAUCACGUUGGACAGAAAAAAAUCAAGUUAAAAAAAUCAAGUUAAAGAGCAGGGGAUAAAACCAGUCUGUCUUGUGAAAGAAAAAAAUGACUCAAGACCAUUGUAAGCCACUGAAUAAAAAAUGCUUCAAGACUACUGUAAACUUUU